ACGACAAGAGUCAAGAGUGAGAAAAACUCUGACGGUGCUUAAAAUACAGAAAAAAAUCAGCAAGUACAAUUUUAACCUCCUGAGAAGAGAUUUCUGUACAAAUCCCCAGCGAGAAAAGGUGUCUGAGGGACUUUUAAGGACUUUUGAGGAAGUAUCAUGUCUCGUUCACAACUUCUAUUUGUUCUCCUGUGCUGUCUUCCUGUGGCAGCCUGUUUGAAGUGUUACACUUGCGUAUUUCCAGCCAUCUCUCCUCUGGACUGUUUAAAGUUUCCUCUGGAGUGUCCGGCUGGGCAGCGCUGCCUCUCCAGCGUAGCGACUGGAAGACGAGGCGCUCUACAGCUGACGAUGUAUGAGAAGAGCUGUGCUGUCAGCUCCCAGUGCGGCCUGAGUGGACAGAAAUACACCUCAGGCAUCUUCCUCAAUUACACCAAUGUCUGCUGCGAUACGGAUCUGUGUAAUGAAGCUGCAGCUGUUGCUGCCCUCAGCUGGAGAGGAUUGAUGCUCUGCCUGCUGCCUGCAUUCAGCCUCCUGCUGGCCUGAGCAGCUCAGGCCAUGAGGAGGCCAAAAUCACAGAAGAGAGUGGAAUCAGCGGGAAAUAAUGCAUUAAAAUGUACAACCACAGGCCUACGGGGCAGGAACUGGUGCACCAAUAAGGUUUGAAAAUUACAGUUUUGAAAGAAUUAACAGAAGUGAUGCAGUGCUAUGAUAUAGAGAAAUCUAUAAUGAUGUUUUCCUGCAGCUAAAAGCAACAUGUGGUACUAAAAUAUAUCUAUUUUAAAUACUAUUACCUGAUUUGAUACCCUAAAUAAAGUGAUGUCUAACCCCCAGAGUGUUUUUUGAAUUAAAAGUACUAAAAACUUAAAAGAAAGUGAGAAACAAAAUUAAAAAUAGCUUUUUUUCUUCCUUUUAUUUCAUUUUAUUUUUAUCUUGUGACCUUUAAAAUAAGGUGUCAAAGGUCAUAAAAAUUAAAUUUUCACAAAAUAUUUUGAGUAAAAAUAACUAUAGGCUAAUAAUGCUAUUACACACACUUUAAAGAGAUGCCUUCUUAUAUGUUUCCUGCCAGUGAUGCUCCAUUUUAUAUGUAUUUACUGUGUUCACUAAAAGUUGUUGUGUUUGACAUAGUGUUUAUUGAGGUUGCUGACUGAGAAUAAAAUUUACUGCAUCUACUAGAACCGACUCUACGCCUUUUUGUUUGUCUUUCAAUAAUAUUACCCUUGAUAGAGAUUAUUAAAAAAAAAUUUAAAAAAACAUGCAUUUGUUACAGGUGGACUUAAUAACAAGAUAUUUUAUUGGGAUAUUAAUACAUGUGUCUUUGUAAGAGCUUAAACAUUUACAUUUCAGCAGUGCUAUUAGUUUGAUUGUCUUCAUUGAUGCUUUAAACCUACUGGUUGAGCGUCCAUGCUACUGGUUUGAUCCUGUGGACGUUUAAGUGCAGCUGCUUCUGACUACACGAUAGUAAACAGCAUAAAAAAAAAAAGACAAAUAAAAAAGGCUAAAAUAUUGAAAGGAAAAUACAUAGGGGUGGGGAACAAAGUGGAAAGCACAAUAUGGGUAACAAAGCACAUGCAUGACAGUUGUUUAAAAAAAAAAAAAAAAAA
Molecule: messenger RNA, 1598 nt
Organism: Stegastes partitus (bicolor damselfish)
Lineage: Eukaryota; Metazoa; Chordata; Actinopteri; Pomacentridae
Product: prostate stem cell antigen-like
Exons: 3
Coding region: 157-540 (127 amino acids)
Source: RefSeq, a predicted model, not a curated record